AUGCCUCCAAACUCUUCAUUCCCAAUUUCACAGCCCCUCUUCCCAUCCUCUCAAACCCUAACCUCUCCCAACCUUCGACCACCUCUAUCAACUCUUCGCCGGUGGCCCAGUGCCGAUCACCACCACCUUCUGCCCGCCCUCUUUUUCAUCUACAAAUUUAUGGAACGAUUCUUUAAAAGAAAAUUAUCUACGGAUAGUCAUUCUCCGUCUAAUCCGGGUAGUUCAAAUGCAAGACCAAUUGAAGUAGAUGAGAUCUUAGCUAAUCUUCAGGCAGACCCUGGAUUAAGAACUCGAAUGGUGGAUUAUAGUCCUAAUAUUCGGAAUGAGAUUCGAAGAGCAUAUCUACAAAAGGGACAUUGUCAACCUAGAAGUUAUAAAUUCCCACAAACUAAUCAAUCUGGAAUUAAUAGACGCUUCAAUGCUUAUUGGUUUGAUGAUCAUGAUUGGUUGGAAUAUAGUAUUGCUAAAGAUGCAGCGUUUUGUCUUCAUUGUUAUCUAUUCAAAUCUAAUUUUGAUCAAGUGGGUGGUGAUGCAUUCACUAAGGUAGACUUCAAUAAUUGGAAGAAGGCAAAAGAAAGAUUUAACCUUCAUAUUGGACCGGUUGGUAGUGUUCACAACCAAGCUAGAGAAGUUGCUUACAAUUUGAUGUAUCAAACUACACACAUUGAAACAAUUGUGAUCAAGCAAACAAGCCAAGCUCGCACGGGUUACCGCACUUGCUUGAAUUCAUCACUUAAGUGCACUAGGUAUUUGUUGCGACAAGGUCUUUCUUUUCAUGGUCAUGAUGAAAGUGCACAAUCAAGUAAUAAAGGGAAUUAUUUAGAGCUCUUGCAAUUUCUUGCGAAUCAUGAUGAAAAAGUUAAGGCCGUUGUGUUGGAAAAUGCUCCGGGAAAUUUAAAGUUAAUAGCUCAUUCAAUUCAAAAAGAUCUUGUCAAUUCUUGUGCUAAGAAACCAUUGGUCUUAACUUGA
Prunus armeniaca (apricot) is the source of this 969-nucleotide messenger RNA. NCBI's taxonomy places the organism in Eukaryota, Viridiplantae, Streptophyta, Magnoliopsida, Rosales, Rosaceae. The record is from the annotation of a GenBank genome assembly.